UUUCCUUGAUUCGACAAAUAUAUUUGAGUCACGGAAACCUGUAGGCAAAAUAAAAUACGUAGAAAUAGCCAGGUGUCCGUGGCCUUCAAUAUUCAUCCACCUACCCUCUUCUUCCACCACCUUCUUCUUCUUGCAUCUAUCGGCUUCUCCGCCUGCCUCUUUCUCCACGAACGCCGAUCGGUUUACAAGAUGGAAGCAAUGUCAGGGAAGAUUGUCCAAAAUGUUUCUGUGUCUCAGUGCUACCAACUAAGUAGGAAGUUUGACACCCAAUAUCAAAGGGACAAUUUUGCCCCUUUUUUGCGCAACAUGCUUCCCUUCCAGCGAGGGAAGUUAGCAUGCACUUCCAUUCCAUCCAUGCAAUUGCACAACUUAUCGAAAUACCAGAGCAGUUGCAUAAACCGAAGAACUGUUCAGUGCAAUGGUCUGUUCUAGACUCUCAUUAUCAAGCUGCUCCAUCUACCACUGCAGUGCCAUAUCUUGAUAAAAUUGAUUUUUCAAAACUACAAAAUGGCAGUGAUAUUCGAGGUGUUGCUGUUGCUGGGGUUGAAGGAGAGCCAAUCAGUCUGACUGAACCUGUUUCAGAAGCAAUAGGAGCUGCUUUUGCUGCAUGGUUAGUGGAAAAGAAGAAAGCUGAUGGUUCUCAACAUUUGAGAAUUUCUGUUGGCCAUGACUCUCGAAUAUCUGCAAAAAAGUUAGAGGAUGCCAUUUCGCGAGGGAUUGCCAGUGCUGGUCUGGAUGUUGUUCAAUACGGAUUGGCAUCCACACCUGCAAUGUUUAAUAGCACAAUUACUGAAGAUGAUUCUUUCUUAUGCCCCUCCGAUGGGUCUAUUAUGAUAACAGCAAGUCAUUUGCCUUACAACAGGAAUGGGUUCAAAUUUUUCACAAAUUCUGGAGGGCUCGGGAAACCUGACAUUAAGAACAUCUUAGAGCGUGCUGCAGAUAUAUAUGAUAAAUUUACAGUUGAAGGUUUGACGAGCUCAAAAGAAAAAGUGCUUGCCUCCGUAAAAAGAGUUGAUUACAUGAGUGUCUAUACAUCUGAUCUUGUAAAGGCAGUUCGCAAAGCUGCAGGAAAUAUAGAGAAGCCACUGGAAGGGUUUCAUAUUGUAGUUGACGCAGGGAAUGGAGCAGGAGGAUUUUUUGCUGCAAAAGUGCUUGAACCUCUUGGUGCAGUCACCACUGGAAGUCAGUUCUUGGAGCCAGAUGGUAUGUUCCCAAAUCAUAUCCCGAACCCAGAGGACAAAACAGCAAUGAAAGCUAUCACCCAGGCAGUCCUUGAUAACAAAGCUGAUUUGGGGAUCAUCUUUGAUACAGAUGUUGAUAGAUCUGCUGCGGUGGAUUCAACCGGCCUGGAGUUCAAUAGGAAUCGUCUGAUUGCCUUGAUGUCUGCAAUUGUUCUUGAGGAGCAUCCGGGAACUACCAUUGUUACAGACAGCGUGACUUCAGACGGUCUCACCACAUUUAUUGAGAAGAAACUUGGGGGAAAGCACCAUCGUUUCAAAAGAGGCUACAAAAAUGUCAUUGAUGAAGCUAUUCGUUUGAACUCUGUUGGUGAGGAAUCACAUCUGGCUAUUGAGACAAGUGGCCAUGGAGCUCUCAAGGAAAACCACUGGCUUGACGAUGGCGCAUACCUCAUGGUCAAAAUAUUGAAUAAACUUGCUUCAGCCAGAGCUUCAGGGCAAGUCGGUGGCAGCAAAGUUUUGACCGGUCUUUUGGAAGGUCUUGAGGAACCAGGUUUUUCAGUUGAGUUGAGAUUAAAGAUCAAUCAAAGUCAUCCAGAUCUUAAAGGAGGAUUUUUCCGAGACUAUGGAGAAGCAGUGUUGAAACAUUUGGAGAACUAUAUCGACUCUGAUCCGAAGCUUAAAAAAGCCCCUGUUAACCACGAAGGGGUCCGAGUUUCUGGCUACGGAGGAUGGUUUCUUCUUAGACUCUCGCUGCAUGAUCCUGUACUUCCCUUGAACAUAGAGGCACCGAGCAACAAUGAUGCCGUCUCACUUGGAAACAUUGUGCUUGCUGCCGUGAAGGAGUUCCCAGCUUUGGAUACAUCUGCUUUAGACAAAUUUGUCCAAGCAUCAUAAGCUUUACGUCUAUCCAAGUGGAAAAUCCUUUGGCUUCUUCGGCAUCUUCAUGCCUCAAAAUGUUUACCGGCAUAGGUUGUUAGGCACCCAUAGAUCUCGACGACAUUUGUUUACCUAUGGCACUAUAAUACCACUGUAGAAAGAUUGAGUUUACCAUACUUUGAGAACUAUAAACAUGUCGAAUAACGUGGAAUUCUAAGCAGCAUCUUAUGAGAGCAUCUGCUUGUCCAUGGUAAAACGUUGCAAUUUUGAUUUGGUUCGAAACGUUGCAAUUUUAUGUUUUGUGAUCA
Molecule: messenger RNA, 2365 nt
Organism: Malus domestica (apple)
Lineage: Eukaryota; Viridiplantae; Streptophyta; Magnoliopsida; Rosales; Rosaceae
Biological process (GO): carbohydrate metabolic process
Cellular component (GO): chloroplast stroma
Molecular function (GO): phosphomannomutase activity
Source: RefSeq, a predicted model, not a curated record